Cuscuta europaea is the source of this 3054-nucleotide messenger RNA. The record is from the annotation of a GenBank genome assembly. NCBI's taxonomy places the organism in Eukaryota, Viridiplantae, Streptophyta, Magnoliopsida, Solanales, Convolvulaceae.
AACGUGUUACUUUGUAUACCUUCUCAUUCUAAUGCGAAUUUUCCACAUCAAUUUAUAUCAUUUCAUCAAGGCAGCGAUGAUGCAGCUCCCCUCCAUUAAAAGAAGGAAAUUCACCCCCCAUAGGCAGUUGCCCAAAUACUCGUUACAGACGCAUUUCCUCAAACGGUUGGCGUUCUUCAUAUAUAGCGCUUUACCUCAGGCGAUUCUACAAUGGCCAAUGCAAGCGAUGAGUUCAGGCUGGUAUCUUCAGGCUUCAAUCAUGAGGGUAGGUUACCUAGAAAGUACACAGACGAAGGGCAGGGAGCUAUGAGGAAAAUUUCGCCGCCAUUGGAGUGGUACAAUUUGCCUCAAGGGACGAAGAGCUUGGCCUUGGUGGUACAGGACAUUGACGCUCCGGAUCCCAGUGCACCCCUCGUGCCCUGGGUCGUUUGGGUGGUCACGAAUAUUCCUCCCUCGCUGACCGGGUUGCCGGAAGGGUUUUCGGGUAAAUUUGAAGAGCUGGACGGCGAUGGCGGCGGCGAUUUUUCCAAAAUUAGGGAAGGCAAAAACGACGACAAGGUUUUCGGGUGGCGCGCGCCUAAGUUGCCCUCGCAUGGCCACCGUUUUGAGUUUCGCCUUUUUGCCGUUGACGUUGAAGACCUUCAUCUUGGAAAUAAGCCUACCAAGGACAAACUCCUAGAGGCAGUGAAUGGUCAUACACUUGCAGAGGCGGUUCUGAUUGCCAAGCCCUGAAAGUCUGAAAUGCCCAUUUUGUCUAAAAACUCUCACACUCUAGAUUUUUACUUUUUUGUUUUUGUUUCUUUAACCUACACUUUAUCUGUAAAUCUGUAAUAAUGUGAAAUAUAACCAAGAUAUACUAUAGUUAAAGUUUCUUUCCGGAAUUUAUAGCAGUUUUGCAGGACGAAAAUGACUGAAAUUAAGGAAUUUGAAGUUGUUAUGAAAAUGAUAUAAUGAAUCCAGAGGAUGAAUGAAUUGAUUUGCUUAAAAACUGUAUGAAAAAAUGGUUAUGAAUAGAUUUAAGAAAAUGGGUAAUAUCUUAUAGAACAGAAGUGAAAAAAAAUAAACACUGCAAAAUUAUCAGACUAGUUGAAAUGUAUCUGGCUUGAUUGCUUGAAGAACAUCAUCCAAGUUCAAAGUCUAUGGGGAGAAUCAAUAUAUGUCAUUCUCGAAGACAGAAUCCAGAAGGGGUGAUGCUUGAUGUUUUGAUAUUGCCCCCCACUGAUAAUGCCUGCUGGCUGCAAGCCUGCGGGGUUCUGCUUCCCUUAUACGCGCUGCAGAUAUAUGCUUCAAAGUUUUCAUAAUCCUGCAACAGAAGCUAGGAAAACAAUGAAAGAUAUAGAGAUGGAGUAGAGGGACUAACUUCUUGAAGAGGCUGAUUAUUCACCAGAACCCAUGGCACAAACCUGUGAGUGGGGUUCAGACUAGCUGUCUCAGCUGCAUAUCCCUGUUCUAUCUGCAGUUUAAAAAUUCACUCACAUGACACAUUGAUCUCAUUCAUAUUUAUUUCUGUUUGAACUUUUAAUAUAAUUUCUAAAUAAAGAAAUUUUAUUUAUCAUUUUACCAAUACUGAUCCAAAUGUUGAUAAUAUAUACGUAGUACAUUUUUAUUUUGGUUUCAUAAACUAUGGUUAGAAAAGAUUGAAUGUGGUCAAUUCUGACAAAUGACAUUUAAAAUACUCAUAAAAAGUACAUACAGACUUCUUUUGACAUUGGGGUUUGGUUCUGUUUCAUGCAUGUUUUGUUCAAUUUUGUAUACAAGUAUACUUUAUUAAUCGGUUUGGUUUUAUUUGCAUAUAAUUCGUUUUCAAUUCGGAUUAGUUCAGAUUAGUUUUGUUCAGUUUAAGUGAGACAAAAGAUAGACCCUACUUCUGCUAUUAAACCGUUUAGGAAAGUGGUAUUUAAAAAAUACAAAAUGUAUAUAUGUAUAUAAUGUUACAAGCUACCAAAUGUGAAACCACCGCCCAAGAAAAGAAGUACGCAAAUAAACUAAUAAAAGAGAGAGAGACCAGGAUUCCAACUCCAUUGUUGAAGCAAUCCCUAACUGGAAUUUCACUCAAUCCUGUAGCAGCAAAGCAAGAUUUCCAGUCACUGUGCCUGUUCUCCAGAUGCAAAAGCUCUAUGCAAUAUACAAACCUGAAUUGCAUGAUUUCCUGCACCCAAACACCGUUUACAGCAAUAUGGUCAACAUUAUAUUACUAAUAGUGUGCAUGAGUUUUUAGUGCAGGCAAGGAGGUCUAUUUUAUUUACCAGAUUACUCCAUGAACUGAUAGCACAUGCUUCCACUAGAUUGAGCAGACACUCAUCAGGGCCAUGCUGGCAAAUCCAGCCAUUGUUAGGGGCUGUCUGGGUGUUUCCCCAAGGGAUGAGCCUGAGAUUGACAAUAGUCCCAAGAUCUGUGGUAAACAGCUUCACUAGCUUAUUGACAAUGAAGUUUGCACAGUAUGGACAAAGAGAUUCAUAGUACAGCGAUACGCUAACUCUGUCGUCCGAAUCGCUGCCUGUUGGAAACACCCCCGAAGGAUGAGGUCCUAUGUCUAAGGAACUAUGGGAUUGAAAGAUGAAGGAUGACACGUAAAAACACACAAACAUGGCUGUGUAGGUUCUCUUGGGAGGAGCCAUUUCUAAAUUCUGCUGUUUGGCCUUUUGUUACUAGCUAGCCCCGUUUUACUCUUGGGGAAUUGGGACUCUUCAACUGCAUGCAUGUCUCUAGCAAAGGGAAAGCCUGGGUUUAGUUGAUAAUUUGGUCACUUGAAAGGACGCUCAUGAGAUUGUGAGGCAGCCUAUUCAGCAAGCUCUCCAUUGAUAGGGGUGCAUGUCUCGUGGCCCAUUGAGAAUAUUGGGCUGCUCGUUGAUAAUACAAUAAUGGUUUAAAUACGUUUUUAAUCCUUGCAAAUAUGACACAAUUUGUUUUAAGUCUCUGCACAUUUUUUUUUUGUUUUUCAUCCCUGCAUUAUUUUGUUUUUAGUCUAUCUCUGAUUCUUAAACCGCUCUACUUACAAAAAAAAGUUAUUGUAAAUUACAUAAAUCUACUAGAAAUAUUUAAAUUCUUUCUUUU